CUCACAUGUCACUUUUGCCUUUUCUUAUGUACUUACACACUUCGUAAGAGGUGAGCUUGCUGAAAAGAAAGUAGGUCGCUACUUUCGUAAUCAUAGUGGGGUUACUUCCUAGGUACCCUGCAUUAAGUACAUCAGAUAAGCGUGCUACAUUAGCUGAUUAAGGACCCUGCUAGAAGUGGUGGGUUAAGCGAUUGACAGUAAAUACCUCUCUCAAACGGACUAGUAAUACACACGGUCGCCGUAGGUUGCCCCUCAUCAACUGGCCAAUUCUUCGCCUGAGCUGGACUUUCUUGAGCAAGUCUGCGAGAGAAGGUGGGGUUAAUCCGUAAACUCGUUUUAACUUUUCUGAAAUGUUUAUAUUUUAGAAAUACCUCACAUCACGUUGUUCCAUGAACUCUUCUUCGAUUCUCAUCUUCCCUCUCUGUUCCAGUUCCCAUCAUCUUUCCCUCUUUCUUGUUCAACACAUUACUGUCGUCUUCGGGACUUACCAAACGGUUGUCUAAGACUCUUUAUAUACCUCUUCGUCCCAGUUUUAGCCUUUUUCUGAGCAGCUUCCAAACAUGUCUCCCUCCUCUCUCGAUCAUCUUGCCUUGGGCGGCCGUGUCGAAUGGCUUGCGAGUCUCAAUACCUCUACUGCUCCCGUGCAGAACUCUCACCGGCGAACCUCUAUCAUCUGUACUAUCGGCCCCAAGACCAAUUCGGUCGAGAAGAUCAAUUCUCUUCGACAAGCAGGUCUUAAUAUCGUCCGCAUGAACUUCAGUCAUGGAAGCUACGAAUACCACCAGUCUGUCAUCGACAACACUCGCGCCGCGGAGAAACAGCAGCCCGGCCGACAAGUCGCUAUCGCUUUGGACACAAAAGGACCCGAGAUCCGCACUGGUGAUACUGAGCGUGGUGAAGAUAUCCCCCUCAAGGCAGGACAAGUCCUAAACAUUACCACGGACGAGAAGUACAAGACAGCAUGCACCGCAGAGAACAUGUAUGUUGAUUAUAAAAACAUCACCAAAGUGAUCCAACCGGGGAAGAUAAUAUACGUCGACGAUGGUGUGCUCGCUUUGGACGUACUCCAGAUCAAGGACGACAAGACUAUCGAAGUCCGCGCCCGCAAUAACGGGUUUAUCUCCUCCCGAAAGGGCGUUAACCUUCCUGACACUGACGUCGAUCUCCCUGCUUUAUCGGAGAAAGACAAGCAAGAUCUCCGAUUUGGGGUCCAGAACAACGUCGACAUGGUUUUUGCAAGCUUUAUUCGACGAGGUGAGGACAUCCGUGCGAUUCGUGAGGUCCUUGGAGAGGACGGUAAACACAUCCAGAUUAUUGCUAAGAUUGAGAACCGUCAAGGGCUUAACAACUUUGAUGAAAUUCUUGAGGAGACCGAUGGUGUUAUGGUAGCUCGAGGAGAUCUCGGCAUUGAGAUCCCGGCCUAUGAAGUCUUCGCCGCCCAGAAGAAAUUGAUUGCGAAGUGCAACAUUGCUGGCAAACCUGUGAUUUGCGCCACGCAAAUGUUGGAAAGCAUGAUUACCAACCCUCGUCCAACCAGGGCAGAAAUCAGUGAUGUUGGUAACGCUGUUACCGACGGAGCUGACUGUGUCAUGCUCAGCGGCGAGACGGCCAAAGGUGCGUAUCCGGAGCUGGCCGUCCGUGAGAUGAGCAACACCUGCCUUGCCGCCGAGAACUCAAUCCCCUACGUUAGCCAUUACGAGGAGAUGGUAACGCUGUCAAAACGUCCCACGAGCGUUGUCGAGGCCUGCGCUAUGGCUGCCGUACGAGCAUCUCUAGAUCUGAAUGCGGGAGCUAUUAUUGUUCUCUCAACAUCUGGUGACUCGGCCCGUCUACUAUCGAAGUACCGACCGGUGUGCCCAAUUUUCAUGGUCACGCGAAAUGCAUCCGCGUCGCGCUUUGCCCACCUGUACCGUGGUGUUUAUCCUUUCCUAUUUGACGAAGCAAAGCCAAACUAUGACAAUGUCAACUGGCAAGAGGACGUAGACCGUCGUAUCAAAUGGGCUGUUGAAAGGGCAUUGGGAUUGGAACUACUGAAGAAGAGUGAUACCAUUGUCGUUGUUCAAGGCUGGAGAGGCGGUAUGGGUAAUACAAACACAACACGGAUCGUCAAGGCCGAUCCGGCAUCCCUAGGGUUAGGAAUGAUGCAUUGAUUGGACGCAACCGACGCACUUUGUGCAAUGAUAUGAGCAAGGAACUUCCGGAAGGUAGGUAGUUUAUCUAGAGAGUCUCUACGGCGUCAUAAGUCAGAUGGCAACAGGAUGAUGGCAUGAUUGCUGGGAAGAGGCAUUAGAGAUGAAUAUAAAUAAAUAGGAUUGAUUGCAUUCUUUGUGCCU
This is a messenger RNA of Daldinia caldariorum, 2333 nucleotides long. RefSeq names its product pyruvate kinase. The record is from RefSeq and is a predicted model, not a curated record. The transcript has 6 exons. NCBI's taxonomy places the organism in Eukaryota, Fungi, Ascomycota, Sordariomycetes, Xylariales, Hypoxylaceae. Gene Ontology annotation, biological process: glycolytic process. Gene Ontology annotation, molecular function: magnesium ion binding; potassium ion binding; pyruvate kinase activity. Bases 561 to 2150 code for a protein of 529 amino acids. Gene Ontology annotation, cellular component: cytoplasm.